Messenger RNA from Macadamia integrifolia, 1476 nucleotides. Its product is annotated as probable prolyl 4-hydroxylase 7. Gene Ontology annotation, cellular component: endoplasmic reticulum. Gene Ontology annotation, molecular function: iron ion binding; L-ascorbic acid binding; procollagen-proline 4-dioxygenase activity. NCBI's taxonomy places the organism in Eukaryota, Viridiplantae, Streptophyta, Magnoliopsida, Proteales, Proteaceae. The record is from RefSeq and is a predicted model, not a curated record. The coding region runs from base 333 to 1283 and encodes 316 amino acids. The transcript has 8 exons. Gene Ontology annotation, biological process: peptidyl-proline hydroxylation to 4-hydroxy-L-proline.
UAAAACCGUGGUGUGGACUUUUCCGUCGAAGGAUGGAAUGACCGUUUUCUUCGUCUGCUCUAAUCUGGCUUUCUUCUCCAAUGCUGGUAGCCGAAGCUUUCAACAGCAAUACUUCCUUUUCCGUUUUUUCUAAAAUUGUUAGUUUGAUUUUUCUUUUCUGUUCUGUUCUUGGGAUUCUGAUAAUCCAAACGGAUCUUAAUAAAGACAACAGCGUUAGCGCAUAUGGUGGUAGCCUGAAGUAGAUAGCGUAGCAGUGGUGAGAGGAGGUUAAUGGAUCGACUUUGCUGUUUCACCGAAGAGGGAUUUGGAGUUUAAAAAUAGUACCAGUCUUAAUGGCCUUUCGGGUUUUCCUUUCUCUGUUUCUCAUCUUUCUCUUCUGGUUCCCCAAAAUCACUCAUGCAUCCCUUCGACUUCCAACGUGGUCAAGCGAAGACAAAACAGAUGGAUCGGUUCUUCAAUUGAAGAAAGGUGCUACUUCUGCUGGUUUUAAUCCCGCAACAGUUACCCAUCUGUCUUGGCAUCCCAGGGCAUUCUUAGCUGAGGGAUUUCUGUCAGAGGAGGAGUGUGAUCACCUCAUUAACCUGGCGAGAGAUAAGCUGGAGAAAUCGAUGGUGGCGGAUAAUGAGUCGGGUAAGAGUAUCAUGAACGAGGUUCGGACGAGCUCCGGCAUGUUUCUUACUAAAGAACAGGAUGAAAUUGUGAAGAACAUUGAGGCAAGGAUUGCUGCUUGGACCUUCCUUCCUGCAGAAAAUGGAGAGUCAAUGCAGAUACUGCACUACGAACAUGGACAAAAGUAUGAAGCACAUUUCGAUUAUUUUCAUGACAAGGCCAAUCAAGAACUCGGAGGCCACCGAGUUGCGACAGUACUCAUGUACUUGUCUAAUGUUGAAAAGGGUGGGGAGACUGUGCUCCCUAACUCAGAGGCUAAAAUGGCUCAACCAAAGGAUGAUUCCUGGUCUGACUGUGCCAAAAAUGGCUAUGCAGUGAAACCCAAGAAGGGUGACGCAUUGCUGUUCUUCAACCUUCAUCCUGAUGCAACAACUGAUCCGAGCAGCUUGCAUGGGAGCUGUCCUGUCAUUGAAGGGGAGAAGUGGUCUGCAACCAAGUGGAUUCAUGUGAGAUCCUUUGAUAGACCAAAGCGCUCAGGAAGUGGAGAAUGUAUUGAUGAGAAUGAGAAUUGCUCCCGAUGGGCAGCAAAUGGAGAGUGUACAAAGAACCCUCAAUAUAUGGUGGGCUCUGAAAAAUCCUAUGGAUUUUGUAGGAGGAGUUGCAAAGUUUGCUAAGUCACACGGAUUAUUUCACCCAAGAAUUCUGCAUGAUGAGUAGGGAUUACUUCCUUAGUUGUACAUAACAUUGAUCACGAGGACCUGGCAGAUUGAACUUUUGAAUCACAAGAGCUCUCUGUGCCUGUGAGAAAGCAGUUCAUGUAAGAAGUUCUUGCUAGAAUGAAAUAGAAAGAGCUUUUGAUGAACUUAA